Colletotrichum higginsianum IMI 349063 is the source of this 1014-nucleotide messenger RNA. RefSeq names its product Gentisate 1,2-dioxygenase. The transcript is spliced from 3 exons. Bases 1 to 1014 code for a protein of 337 amino acids. The record is from RefSeq and is a predicted model, not a curated record. Gene Ontology annotation, molecular function: dioxygenase activity. Lineage: Eukaryota; Fungi; Ascomycota; Sordariomycetes; Glomerellales; Glomerellaceae.
AUGUCCUCCACAACAGUCAUCGAGACUUCCGAACAUACCAAAGCGGUUCAAGAUGAGACCUCGCAGAUGUUGCGGGCUGCCGAGAUCAGCCAUACAAAGCCACUAUGGAAACAGAUGAGCAGACUCAACCCGGCUCUGCCCAACCCACGAUGCAUUCCACACCUCUGGAAGUACUCUGACAUUCAGCCGACUCUCUUACAAGCGGGGCAUCUUGUUACCGAGUCCCAGGCCGAGCGCCGGGUGUUAAUGCUGGUGAAUCCAUCCCGAGAUGCACCCUUCACCACUGACACCUUGUAUGCCGGGCUUCAGCUGGUGAUGCCCAAUGAGACGGCCAAGGCUCAUCGGCACACUGCCUUUGCCAUGCGCUUCAUCAUUGAAGGAAACGGAGGCUUCACUGCGGUCCAUGGCAAGCGUAUCGCGAUGAACCGAGGAGAUGUCAUCCUCACUCCUACCUGGAACUGGCACGAUCAUGGGAAAGACGGAUCUGGCCCGAUGAUCUGGCUCGAUGGCUUAGACUUGCCCAACUUUACCCACUUUCCUGUACACUUCGUCGAGCAUUUCUCUUCGCCAAGGUAUCCCGCAGACGAUGUCGAUACUUCUCAGUCACCCAUUGUCUUCCCUUGGAGCCGAAUGAAGGCAUCGCUGGACUCCGAAGAGGGCCAAUAUGUCACACGAAGAUACCUGCGCGCCGACGGCUCUGAAGUCAGCAAGGUGCUGGGCGGCUGUGCAGCCCGCUUGGAUGCUGGUGCAACCUCGCCUCUAUUCCAGGAGACGGCAUCGUCAGUUUACCACGUGGUCGAAGGCUCUGGCCAGACACGCAUUGGAGACAAGGUUUUUGUCUGGAAGAAAGGAGAUACCUUUUGCAUUCCUUCGUGGUAUUGCUACCAGCAUUCUGCGGAUGAAGGACUUGGGUCUCCAGUAUACUUGUAUCGUUUUGAUGACACGCCAAUGCUUAAGAGCUUGGGGUUCUAUCGCUCCGCCGACAUGGACGUCGAGAAGCUUGUGUCGGCUUAG